AGAGAUGCAAGGGGGAGGGAGACAAAGAAGGACAAAAACUACAAAAAACCUGGCAGAACAACCCGAACUAACGGAGAAACACGGAAGAACCAUGUCUGCGACAGGCGCAGGUGAGCAGGAACAUGUGGACGCCGAAGCUACAGAUAUGAUACAAGCAGGUUUGAAACACAUAGAGAGACUUCAAAAGCGACAUGAAAACAGAGUUAACCACAUUUAAAGAAGAAAUCAAAAAAGAAAUGAAGGAGGAACUCACGGACUUUAUGAGUAACAUUAACCAAAAGCUCAUAGCAACAACUAAUGAGCUAACAGCGCUAACCACCAGACUGGAUGAAGCCGAACAGAGUGGCCGACAUGGAAAGCUGGAACGAGGAGGUAAAAGACGCCCAGCUCCAGACGCUGAAACAACAGAGGAUACUGCAGGAAAGACUGGCAGACCAAGAAGAGAGAAACCGACGGAAUAAUAUCCGCAUUUUUGGCUUAAAAGAAGGGGUAGAGGGCAGCUCGGCCUCGCAGUUCAUCGAACAAUUUUUGAAACUGAGCUCUCCUUGCCAGCAGAAACAGACCUGCAAAUACAGCGAGCACACCGAGCUCUAAUACAAAAACCGGGCUCUGACAAACCUCCGAGGUCACUGGUGGUGAACUUUUUACAGUGCACGACAAAGGAGAAAAUACUGAAGGAAGCCUGGAAAAAGAAAAUCCAAUACCAAAACCGCGCACUGUUUUUUGAUCAUGACUACGCCACGGAGAUCAUUCAAAAAAGGAAGGAAUAUGUCAGCAUUAAAAGAGCACUCACGGAGAGAGGAAUCUGUUUCCAGACACCUCUGGCGAAAAUCAGAAUCCACUGGGAAAGCGGUCCGCGGACAUACGACAGCGCGCAGGAAGCGGCAGCGGAGCUGAACAGGCGAGGACUACAGGUGGAGGUACCCGGGAGAGGAGGUGCAGCCCGGACCGGGAUGGAAGAGCGGCUCCAGUGAGCGUUGCCGUGGCAGCGGAGCAGUCACUGAGGACACCGCAGAGCGAGCCAAACUAAAGCUCCAGGAAUUUCAAAGGAGAUAAAGGCAAUGCUAGCCCAGCCUCCAUUCACCAUGUGUUUGCGUGUCAAGUUUUACCCGCCUGACCCCGCUGCCCUGAAAGAGGAAAUCACCAGAUAUCUCGUCUUCCUGCAGGUCAAGAGGGACCUCUAUCAUGGACGCUUGCUGUGCAAGACAUCAGACGCUGCUCUGUUGGCUGCUUAUAUACUGCAAGCUGAGAUUGGUGACUAUGAUCCAGGAAAACACCCAGAGGGUUACAGCUCUAAGUUCCAGUUCUUUCCCAAACACUCAGAGAAGCUGGAGCGAAGAAUAGCGGAUAUUCACAAGACUGAGCUGAUAGGUCAAAGUCCAGAAACAUCAGAGCUCAACUUCCUGCAGAAGGCUCAGAUGUUGGAAACCUACGGAGUCGACCCCCAUCCAUGCAAGGAUGUGUCUGGUAAUCCAGCCUUUCUGGCGUUCACUCCUUUUGGAUUCACUGUGCUCCAAGGAAACAGGAGGGUCCAUUUCCUCAAAUGGGACGAGGUGACCAAACUCAAAUUUGAAGCGAAGACAUUUCAUAUAUAUGCAAAUCAGAAAGAGGAUAGGAAGAUCAUACUGACGUACUUUGCACCUACGCCUGAGUCCUGUAAGCAUCUGUGGAAAUGUGGAGUUGAGAAUCAGGCCUUUUACAAGUUGGAGAAAUCUAGUCAAGUCCGCACUGUGUCCAGUAGCAAUCUCUUCUUCAAGGGUAGUCGCUUUAGAUACAGUGGAAAGGUUGCAAAAGAAGUCAUGGAACAAAGUGCCAAAAUUCAGCGAGACCCUCCUGAGAUUCACAGAGCUGGCAUGGUGCCAAGUCGGAGCUGUCCAUCCAUCACUCACGGUCCACGUUUGACCAGCGUGCCCAGGACUCGACGGAGAGCCGUGCACAUCUCCAUCAUGGAAGGGCUGGAGUCCCUUCGAGACAGUGCCCACUCCACGCCUGUGCGCUCUGUCUCUCAUGGCGACUCUUUCAUGUCUUGCCGGGGUCAGAUAGUGGACGGCAGUGAGGCGAGCACAUCAGCGGUCAUCUCCGAUGAGGCUUACAGCCCUUCUGACAGCAUGCUGUCUACGCCUGUUGCCGAACACGGAAUGGAGACCGUGGCGGCACGUCACCUCAACGGCACCCCCUGCAGUGUUGAUGAGGAGAAUGAAUCAGAGGCAGGGACAUCGACUGAGGGUCGAGCGGCAGAGUUCAGGCUUAGUCGGCGAGCACUGCACAUGGUCAGAAGCAGACCAGCACCUCCUAGUGAUGUGGAGGAGCUGAACAAGUUCAUCCUUAGUGUCUUACGCCUGUUCCUGGUUACCAUUGGACUGCUGUUCGCCCUGCUGCUACUCCUCAUCAUGCUAACAGAGUCAGAGUUGGAUAUCGCUUUCUUGAGAGACAUCCGUAAGACGCCAGAAUUCCAGCAGUUCCAUUUUGAGUACUUCUGCCCUCUGCGGCGUUGGUUUGCUUGCAAGUUACGCUGGAUGGGAAGUUUCCUCAUCAGCAAUUGAGUCAGAGUUACAGAUGGAGAUGCGACACAUGGACUGGUCAGGAGGACAGGAAAUGACGG
This is a messenger RNA of Thalassophryne amazonica, 2602 nucleotides long. RefSeq names its product FERM domain-containing protein 5-like. Gene Ontology annotation, cellular component: cytoskeleton. NCBI's taxonomy places the organism in Eukaryota, Metazoa, Chordata, Actinopteri, Batrachoidiformes, Batrachoididae. The transcript is spliced from 12 exons. The record is from RefSeq and is a predicted model, not a curated record. Bases 1062 to 2543 code for a protein of 493 amino acids.